AUGACAAUAGGCGUCGCACUAGCUCAGCAGCGUGUCGUCAAGGGGGGGGUUAUCUCCAAGUCUGACAAUCAGCCUGUCAUCGGAGCUACUGUAUUAUUACAAGGCAAUCAGAAGGUUGGUACUAUAACCGACUAUGAUGGUAACUUUACACUGAAAGUUCCAGAAGAUGCUAAAAACCUUGUGGUGUCCUACGUUGGUUAUGCCAAGAAGGUCGUGGCGAUCAAAGAUGGUUCACUGAAAGUGUAUCUUGAGCAGGAUCAGAAGAUGCUAGAGGAAGUUGUUGCUGUCGGUUAUUCUAAGGCAACAAAACGUUCUUUCACAGGGUCUGCAGUUACAGUAAAAGGAGCGGAAUUAUCUAAGAAGUCUGUAGCUUCAAUUACUCAGGCUUUGUCAGGAGAAGUUCCAGGGGUAAAUAUAGUUAAUACUUCUGGACAACCAGGUUCUUCUCCAGAUGUUUAUGUUCGUGGUGUAGGCUCUGUCAAUUCUAAUGGUCGUGCACCUUUAUAUGUUGUUGAUGGUGUACCUUAUAUGGGGCAUCUUAACUCUAUAAAUCCAUCAGAUAUUGAAUCUACAACUUUGCUUAAAGAUGCUGCCGCAACUUCUAUUUAUGGUGCUCGCGGAGCUAAUGGUGUGGUUGUUAUUACUACAAAAAGAGGUAAAGUUGGUAAAUUCUCAGUUAAUGCUUCAUUCAAACAAGGCUAUAAUACAGCAUCUUUAAUCCCUCGUCACGAGGUUAUUACUAGUCCUGAAGAGUUCAUAGAAAUGGGUUGGGCUGGAGUUAGAAAUCAAAAUAUUUGGUCUCCUCAUAGAAUUGAUGACCCUGCUAACCCAGGUUCUCAGAUUGUGUUGCCUUGGAGUCCUGAGAAUAUAAAGAAAUGGACUGCUGAAAGUAUUGAUGUAGCCAAUAAAAAUAUUUUUAGUGGUUCAGGGGUUAAUCCAAAAUAUAAUAUGUGGAAUGUGCCUGCAGGUAAGACUUUGAUUGAUCCUAAAACAGGAAAGAUUGCAGAAGGUGUAACUCGUAAAUAUACGCCUGAAUUAUGGGGUGAUGAAGCAUUUCAAACAUCUUUACGUACAGAAGGUAACAUUCAGUUGGCUGGUGGAAAUUCUAAGCUAAGAGCCUUUAUGUCAUUAGGCUAUUUGAAUGAUAAGGGUAUCAUCAAGAAUUCUAGCUUCCAACGUUUGACUGGACGUAUGAAUGUAAACUUUAAUCCAUAUAAGUGGUUAACAACUCGAGCAAGUUUGGCUUAUAAUAGAAGUGAAUCGUUUUACUCAGGUCAAGCUGAGUCUACAAGUGAUAAUGUAUUCUCUUAUAUUGAUAAUAUGCCAACGAUUUACCCUGUUUAUUUGAGAAAUGAUAAGGGGGAGAAGAUUCCUGAUCCAUAUUACAAAGAUUCUUUCCGAUAUGACUAUGGUGAUGGUCGUGGUUAUGCUGGGGGAUCUUCUAAUGGUAUUGCUGAUACUUUUUAUAACCCAAAGAGAAAGGUUACUAAUACAGUUGAUUUUAAUAUCGGAGCUACAAUUAAGUUUAUGAAAGGCUUAAGCCUUGAAAAUACUUUAAGUGGUAACUUUGUAUCUGCUCAAUUUAGAGAGAAAACGAAUGCAUUUUAUGGUCAAUCAAGCAGUAAGGGGGGAGUCUUGUGGCACAAGCACGCAUAUGAUUUUUCUAAUAACUUAUUAUCAUUGUUAAGAUACUCAACACGUAUAAAUGAUCAUAAUAUAGAGGCUUUUGUGGCUCACGAAGCAACAAGAUUUACAACAAAUUAUGAUGCAGCCUCUAAGAAAGGUAUGGUUGAUGAUUAUUCAGAAGAAUUUGCAAUGGCUAUGAAGACUGACUUUCCUCCUGGAGGUUAUACUACAGAGUAUGCUCUUGAAAGUUAUUUUGGACAAUUAAACUAUGACUUUUCUAACAAGUACUAUGCAUCUCUGUCUAUUCGUCGUGAUGGAUCGUCUAAGUUUCUAAACAACAAAUGGGGAACGUUUGGUGCUGGUAGUUUGGCUUGGGUUGUAUCAGAGGAAGAUUUCUUGAAGGAUAAUAAAAUCCUUAACUACUUGAAAGUUAAAGCAAGUUAUGGUACUCUAGGACAGCAAAAUGGUAUUAACUUAUAUUCUGGUUAUGAUAUUUACGUUGCUACACCUCUUGCUGAUGAGAUUUCAUUGAAGUUUGAUCAUAGAGGAAAUCCUGAUUUAACUUGGGAACGUUCUUCUAUGGCUCAGAUUGGUUUCGAAGCUACUCUAUUUAAGAAGUUGGAUAUUAAUGUAGAGCUUUAUCACAAGGUGUCAACAGACUUCUUAUAUAAUCGUAGUGUAGCACCAUCUAAUGGUUAUACUUCUUAUAAGGUCAAUGAUGGAGCAAUGAUAAACCAGGGUAUUGAUAUUGAUUUGAAUUAUCGUAUUUUCAAAACAAAAGAUGCUUAUCUAAACUUCAAAAUGAAUGCUGGUUUCCUUGCUAAUAGGGUUUCUAAAAUAGCAAUAGAACCCUCUACUGGUGAACCUAAAUUCUUAGAUAUUGACGGUGUUUAUGGUCGUCAAAGUGGUAGAUCCCUAUUUGACUAUUACUUACAGGAGUAUGUUGGCGUUAAUAAAGAGAAUGGUCAAGCUCAAUGGGUUAUGUAUUAUGUAGAUAAUGAUGCUAAUAAUAAGUUCACUGACGGAGAUCUUGCUAUUCAUUCGUUGGUAAAGUACGAACACGAUAAUCCUCAGGAUAUGUCUAAAGUAAAGAAGACCGUUACAGAGGAUUAUGAUUCAGCAACUAAAAAUUAUGUGGGUAAAUCUGCUUUGCCUGUUGUUCGUGGUGGUUUCACUCUAAGUGGUGGUUAUAAGAGUUUUGAACUAAGUGUUCAAUGCGUGUACAGUCUUGGUGGUUAUGGUUAUGAUAAUAUCUAUGCAAACCUUAUGAAUAAUGGUCAGGUUGGUAACCGUAACUGGCACGUUGAUAUGCGUAAUAGUUGGAAAGGUGUUGGUGAUGAGACUGACGUGCCUCGUAUGACAAAUGGCUUAGAUCCUACUGUAAAUAACCUCUCAACACGCUUCUUAACGUCUAACAGUUUCUUGAAUCUUGCUAAUGUUAGGUUGGCUUAUAAUCUACCUAAGGGGUUAGUUUCAAAGGUAAAUAUGACUAAUGCUAACAUUUGGGUUUCAGGAGAUAACUUAUUAUUACUCUCUGCACGUAAGGGAUACAAUCCUGCAACUUCAAUGACUGGAGCUUCUGAUGAGUUGAGAUACGCUCCUCUCUCUACACUUAGUGCGGGUAUUAGUUUGUCAUUCUAA
Messenger RNA from Globicephala melas (long-finned pilot whale), 3267 nucleotides. Its product is annotated as tonB-dependent receptor P39-like. Lineage: Eukaryota; Metazoa; Chordata; Mammalia; Artiodactyla; Delphinidae. The record is from RefSeq and is a predicted model, not a curated record.